Daktulosphaira vitifoliae (grape phylloxera) is the source of this 1901-nucleotide messenger RNA. RefSeq lists its product as uncharacterized. Gene Ontology annotation, molecular function: nucleic acid binding. The record is from RefSeq and is a predicted model, not a curated record. The coding region runs from base 135 to 899 and encodes 254 amino acids. The transcript has 2 exons. NCBI's taxonomy places the organism in Eukaryota, Metazoa, Arthropoda, Insecta, Hemiptera, Phylloxeridae.
UGUUUCAUUAAAAAACCGUAAUAUGUAGAAGAUGUUUUAAAACUUAUACUUCCAAACCAAACAAACCUAGCAAAGAAGAGCUCCUACGUCAGCAUAAAGAACGUUGUAGAGUUAACGAGUCUAUAACUCCUGUUAUGCCUGAACCAGAUACAGUCACCAAAUUUGAAAAUUGGGGUAACACUGAACGUCAUCCUGUUGUCAUAUACGCUGAUUUUGAAGCUGUUUUGUUCAAACACAAGUCCGAAGAAUCACUGGAGAAGAAUACACAGAUAACGCAUGAUCAUGAGCCUAUGAGUUAUUGUUAUUAUGUUAAGGUUAGAGACGAUAUACCAACAUCAUUACUCGAACAGUUUUCAAUUCCAACGUAUCCAGUGUUGUUCAGAGGGGACGGUCAUGGAGAAAAGGGUGCGGUAGCUAAACAUUUCGUUCAAGAAAUUGUGGAAGUGGCUCGAAAUAUAUCUCAAAUGUUACAAGUCAACUUGCCCAUGACUUUUAAGCAAGCUGACGCGAAGAAACAUAAUGAUAUAGUAAAACGCGGUGUGUGUCCUUUAUGCAAUGUUAAGUUCUCUAUAAAUAAUUACCCAGUUCGCGAUCAUGAUCAUUUAACAUCCAAGUACAAAAAAACAAUUUGUAAUGAAUGUAACUUAAAGUUAAAGUCUCCUAAAUUUGUCCCCUGCUUUUUUCACAACUUAUCCAACUAUGACGGUCAUUUCAUUGUAACACAGCUUGGAUACGACGAUAAACCCAUAACUGUUAUACCUAACAGUGAAGAAAAAUUUAUUUCUUUUUCAAAAUAUGUGGCGAAAGCCUUCAAAAUAAGAUUUGUUGACAGCAACAGGUUCAUGGCGUCAAGUUUAUCAAAACUAGUCGAAAAUUUAGCCAAAGGGGAUGUAGGAUAAUUUAAAGAUACUAAAAAACAUUUUCCAAAUUCAGAUAUCAGUCUUAUUACCCGUAAAGGUGUUUACCCUUACGAGUAUACAGACUCAUUUGAGAAACUUAACGAAACAUCGCUACCAUCUAUAAAUGAGUUUUAUAAUUCUUUAAAUGAGAGUAAUAUAACUGAAGAGGACUAUCAACAUGCUCAGAAAUUUUGGAAACAUUUUAAGUGUACAACGUUAGGACAAUAUAGACUACUGGUAUUUGAAGUUGGACGUGUUGUUAUUAUGUGACGUGUUUGAGUCUUUUAGAGACCUUUGCCUAAAAACUUAUGGAUUUGACCCUAAUUACUAUUACACCGCACCCGGCAUGUCUUUUGAUUGUAUGUUGAAACAUACAAAUAUUGAGCUCGAGCUAUUACACGAUUAUGACAUGCUCAUGAUGUUGGAGCAGGGAAUUAGAGGAGGUUUGACAACGGCAGUACGCCGAUAUUCGGAAGCUAAUCAUAAAGGACUUUCUAGCUAUGAUAUUAGUAAGCCGGAUAACUGGAUCAUAUAUCUUGACGCUACAAAUUUUUAAAUACGGAUGGGCCAUGUCACAGUAUCUGCCUAAAGAUGGAUUUAAAUAUAAAUAAACGUUCAACGAUACUAAAAAUGUAUUUGACAUUUUACGAGCGCAAUCCAAAAUCCGUUUCUCAAAUCAAUUUAAAGAAAUAAGAUUCUCUUUGGAUUGCACUAUGAAACAGCGUGAUCAGAUGUUAAAACUACGGCAAGAACUCAAAUCUCGUCGCAACAAUGGUGAACAAAAUAUUAUUAUUAAAUAUAUUAAAGGUAACCCAACCAUUAUUAAUAAUCCAAAAAACUAAAUCGCACUUCAUGUACUUUAUUAAUAUAUUAUCAAAAUGUUCGUGGUAUAAAUACCAAAUUAAAUUCAUUUAUUCCAUUGUCAUCUUUAGAUAUUUUUACCUUUACUGAAACAAGGCUCACAAAUAAUUUAAAUUCUUCGGAAUUAGGCAUUAAAAAUUA